Messenger RNA from Peromyscus californicus insignis, 1160 nucleotides. It is a transcript of the gene Sgcg, whose product is annotated as sarcoglycan gamma. The record is from RefSeq and is a predicted model, not a curated record. The transcript has 8 exons. Gene Ontology annotation, cellular component: sarcoglycan complex; sarcolemma. The coding region runs from base 151 to 1026 and encodes 291 amino acids. Gene Ontology annotation, biological process: cardiac muscle tissue development; heart contraction. Lineage: Eukaryota; Metazoa; Chordata; Mammalia; Rodentia; Cricetidae.
CUGAGCUGAGGGAGCCUUUUCUUGGGGCAGAGCCAGUGAAGUCAGUGUCCGCCUCGUCCUACACAAAUGGGAGUUUAAAUCUUUCCACCCCUGCAGAGCUCAGCCUCACGUCUGGAAUCAGUUCAUCAGUGUGGUUUCUGAGUCGCUAAGAUGGUACGAGAACAGUACACCACAGUCACGGAGGGCACCCACAUCGAGCGGCCCGAGAACCAGCACGUCUACAAGAUUGGGAUUUACGGCUGGAGGAAACGCUGUCUCUACCUCUUCGUUCUUCUCCUGCUCGCCACCCUGGUUGUGAAUCUCGCUCUCACGAUCUGGAUUCUGAAAGUGAUGUGGUUUUCUCCAAUAGGAAUGGGUCAUUUGCAUGUUACACAAGAUGGACUUCGCCUGGAAGGGGAAUCCGAGUUUUUAUUUCCACUGUAUGUCAAAGAAAUACGCUCCAGAGUGGACUCAUCUCUGCUUCUGCAGUCAACUCAGAAUGUGACAGUCAGUGCUCGCAACUCAGAAGGGGAGGUCACAGGCAGGGUGAAAGUGGGUGCCGAAAUGGUAGAAGUCCAGAGCCAGCACUUCCAGAUCAGCUCUGAGAAUGGCAAGCCACUGUUCACCGCCGAGGAGCAGGGUAUGGUGGUCGGCACGGGCAGACUGCGAGUCACGGGGCCAGAAGGAGCUCUUUUUGAACACUCAGUGGAGACACCCCUCGUCAGAGCUGACCCAUUUGAAGACCUUAGGUUAGAAUCCCCAACCCGGAGUCUAAGCAUGGAUGCCCCGAGGGGGGUUCACAUUAAAGCUCCCACUGGGAAGAUGGAGGCCCUUUCUCAAAUGGACAUCGUCUUGCGGAGUAGUGAUGGAGUGCUGGUGCUUGAUGCUGAAACUGUGGCUUUGCCCAAGCUGAAGCAGGGGACACCGGGUCCCUCUGGCAGCUCUACGGGGUCCUUUGAGAUUUGUGUGUGUCCUGAUGGGAAGCUGUACCUGUCUACGGCUGGUGAGGCCACCACCUGCGAGGAACACAGCCACAUCUGUCUCUGACCGCUACCUCUUCUGCAGAGCACGAAGUCAUCUUGAUGAGCCGAGAGCUGUGGCCUCAGCCUUCGUGUCCAUGGCAGCUGGAUGGGAGCUGGAGGCUCAUUGCUAAAGCACUUAGACGCAUGAAGGGGAUGGGG